CUUGUUCAUCUCUUUCUCUCUCUCUAAGAAAAUAUUUUCUUCUGCCAAGAAAACCAUUUUUGAAAUAAUCAAUUCUCUAAACACUAAAGGAUUCUCAGGCUCUCACAAAAUUGACAUUACAAGAGAUCUGGUAUGAGAAAUAGCAGGGAGGUGAAUAGUAACAAUGGAAGAAUCAAAUGUUCUUCUUAUCCAUCAUUAUCUACUGAUGAAGGCUCUCCAAAUGAUCCAUCAUCUUCUUCCCAUUUCUUGCAUCUGACCAAGUCUAGUGAUGAGUUAGGUCAAUCACAUCUUUCCUCUUUCUCCAUCAGAGACUAUGCAUUUAGUAACAGGACCAAAAACAUUCAGAAAAGCUGGCCUUUCUCCUCAACAACUUUGCAACUUUGUUUAAAACAUGGCUUAAGUGAUCCAUUGCCACCGAUUCAGCCUCUUGGCCUCGUGAUAAGCAAUCCUCUUGAAGCUUCAUCAUCAAAGAAGCUAACCAUAGCUCAUGUUGAAGCCAUAAGCUGCAAGAGAAAGUUAAAAAGACUUGCCUCCAAUGAUCAUGCAUCAGCAGAGACUAAACAAGGCUUUGAGAAUGGUUCAAAAUCCAAAACACAAGUCACUAUGCUCAACAAGACUCUUAGAAAGAAAUGUGGGUUAGUAGUGAAACCUGGAGCUUGUGUGGAUAGUGCAUCAAAAGAAGAUCAAGCUUUGAGAACUUGUCCCAUCUGCAAAACCUUCUCAUCUGCUUCUAACACCACUUUGAAUGCACAUAUCGAUCAGUGUCUAUCUGUUGACUCGGGAGAGAAGCCAGUUAGUAAGCCAAACAAGUCUAGGAAGAACAAGCCACGGUUGAAAGUUAAAACGAUGGUUGAUAUCUACGCUUCUGCAAAAGGAUGCACAUUAGAAGAACUUGAUAAAAGAAAUGGAACAAAGUGGGCUGUGAUCUCCAGCUACUCUAACCAGGUUGUCUCUGAUAAUAAUAAGAAGUCUGAAGUUUCCAACAGCGGGAAGAGCCUUGAUGAAGAUGCUGCUGGUGUUGGACCUGUUUACAUUGAUGCUAAGGGCCAAAAGCUGCGGAUUAUAUCAGAGGUUAAGGAGAAAGCUUCUGGUCCAUCAAGAGAGCAUGAAAAGGUCAGUGAGAAGCAAACUUUUAGUGAAGGUAAAAGGAGUUUCAAAAGCUGUAAGAAAAGACUUGAAGGCAAUGCUUCAGAGAUGCAGGAGUCUAGAAGAGUGUAUUCUGAAGAAUGUAGAGUCAUGAAGAGGUCAGAAACUCCAGGUCCAAGUCAGCAUAGGAUGCUAAGAAAACAUAGUCUUUCAAGGAAUGAAAGUAAGAAAGGGAGGAGCAUGUGUGAUCUGCCAUCUGAGAAUGGACAUUCAUUGUCAGAAGAUACUCUUGUGUUAAGAGGUCCAAGUCAUGUGAGUACUGAUUUAUCCACAGCAGUUAACAGUCAAAGCUCAUGGAGAAGCUGUGGGGAUAGCCAAGUCUCUGGAAAGAACACCAAAAGUGCAUCAUUUGUAGCAAAUCCCUUGAGAUGCCCUAAACCUGUGGAGAAGGGAGUUAUAAAGUUAAAGAAAGCAUGGAGGUUUGAUGUCUCGGAGAAUGAAGAUGAAGAUUCAGGGAGAUGGGAGUCUGAGAUGACUCAAGAACGUGAACUGGCAGAUUAUGAUGACUUGGAUGAGGAUGAAGAAACAGAUAAGGUCUUUCUAAGCUCAAGUCCUUCAACUAGUGGUGAAGACAAUGAUUAUGAAAGCUUGGAAGAGACUGGUAAUAACAAAGGAUAUGAUUAUAUGUUGGACAAAACAGAUGACGUGGAUGCUGAGUUUGAAAGCAUGGUUUUAGAGAAAAGUGGUUGUGAAACUGAAGAACGAGGAAGCUCAUUCAUGGAGGUUGAUCCCAUUCCUAUUCCAGGACCUCCUGGAUCAUUUCUAGAGAGUCCUUGGGAUAUGGAAACUGAUGCAACUGCCACUGAAAAUCAUGGAAACUUUUCGGUUAUAACAAACCAAGUCCAAACUUCUUAUGAUCAGCUUGAUCUCACUGACAGGAACUUGUCUGAAUCACCUGUUUCAGCAGUUUCAAACUUUGCAGCUCCUGAAACGCUUACAUUUAGUCUUCAUAACAUCAUCACCACUGACAAGAGACCUUCUGGAUUCAGAGACAAUGAUCAGUCAUGUUGUUGCCAGAGAGAGGAGAAUGGUGUUGAAGAUACAACAUUUAGGCAACCACCACCACCACACAUGAUCCAUAAAGAUCUUUUAAGUAAGUCUGUUCCCGCGCUUCCUUCAAACUCCGGUCCAGUGUUGCGGCUAAUGGGAAAGGAUUUGAUGGUUAUUAACCAAAGAGAAGAGACCUCACAUAGAGAUUCAAGUCUGAAACCAACCUCGCAGUUUCAAGAUCUCUCUAAGUCACAACAAGUGUCUCCUCAUGCCCAUCUUCAUCGUCCUUUUGGUGGGAAUGGUUUGUAUUUCGACUCCACCACAAGCUUUUACAACAUCCCAUGACAAUACUGAUCAACUCCAGCAGUUACUUAUUCUUGAAAGAUCUUAAAGAAGUUAUCUCCUCAAGAUUUCAUGAUUCUCUAAUAAAGAGGUUGAGAAGAAUCUCAAGAGGCUGCUGUGAAGAAAUGGUGAGAUUAUUAUAAGUUCUACCUAUAGAAUAUUGAGAAAUGCAACUAAGGUAAAUGACCCCACUUUUUUUCAAACUGGUUUCAAAGGGGGGUGAUAUAUAAAUAUGAAAAGUUAUUAUAAUGUUGUGGAACCGCAUUUUGAAUAAAAG
This is a messenger RNA of Eruca vesicaria subsp. sativa (arugula), 2755 nucleotides long. Lineage: Eukaryota; Viridiplantae; Streptophyta; Magnoliopsida; Brassicales; Brassicaceae. The record is from the annotation of a GenBank genome assembly.